This is a messenger RNA of Puntigrus tetrazona (Sumatra barb), 4434 nucleotides long. RefSeq names its product E3 ubiquitin-protein ligase TRIM35-like. Gene Ontology annotation, molecular function: protein binding; zinc ion binding. Lineage: Eukaryota; Metazoa; Chordata; Actinopteri; Cypriniformes; Cyprinidae. The transcript has 6 exons. The record is from RefSeq and is a predicted model, not a curated record. Bases 3025 to 4239 code for a protein of 404 amino acids.
AAAAGGGUUUUUUAACGGGUUUGGAGAUUAGCUCCUAACUGAAAACAUGCUAGUUCAAUCCCAGAUACUCUGCUGAACUCCUCACACAGAUCUGUCAAGACAGGGGGGCUGUUUUCAUGUAUGACUACAAGCUGUCUAGAGUGGCAGACAUGAGUUGUGUAUUCCUUAUGUUUCUUGUUCAUCUGGAGCUCCAGAUAUUUCAGGACCAAACUGAGGAUGGACCUAGUGAGUGGACAGCCAUCUCGUAACUCGCUGAAGCCGUCUGAAGCUCCUGGGAUCAUAAGCUCUAAAAUAUUAUUUUCCACUUUUUCCAAAGGAACUAUAUCUUUAAUUAAGAUUGUAAUCAUUAUUAUUUGUCUCUCAAUAUACCCUUUUUCUGUCUUUUUUGGCUUUUUUUUUUGUCUGUUUUUUUAGACUUUUGAAUUGUUUCUGCAGUUUUGAGUAUGCGUGAGAAGAUGUCUUUUAAGAAGGUCCAUUUGACUUUCUUUGGUCUUUCUGCAAAGGUUAAACAGUGACACGGGUCACGGAUGUUGUUUUGGCUCCUUUUCUCUGGGAAUAGCUCCAGUAGCAAAUUAAGGCGUUUGGCCAGAACCGUAGUGAAAAUCAAAUAAUCCACAUUGAAUUGUUUUCUUCCACCUGAUGCAGAGACACUUUCACUGAAACUUGAAGGUAAUUUCUUGUAUUUAAUCAAAACGUUGAAAAACGUUUUUAAGAACUCUGUGGAGUAACAACGGUGAUUCUUGUAUGUUUGAACUCUUAUGCCAUCAGGUCCCGUGUGUCCAGAAUCAGUUAAAGACUUGAUCACAUUCAGUAUUUCUGCACCAUUAAUUUUUCCCGCUCUUUUGUCCGGUUCAUACCGCUGUAAUUGUGAAGCAACAUUUGGUACCUCCAUCACUGUGAGAUACAUCAGUAGAAGCAAAUGAUCUGAAUCAGAUUUUCGGAUUUUGACAUCUUUUAUUUGUUCCAAAUUGUCUUCACACAGAAGAAACAUGUCUAAUCUAGAAGAACUGCCAUGCUGUUUCUCAGAAUAUGUGAACUUCCUUGACUCUUGGGUAAAAGUAUGCCCAAGUAUCCAUUAGAUUUAGAGAGGUAGUGAAAUUUCUAAAUGGGUCCCACAGCUGUGUAUGCGAUACUUUUUUUUUCUCAGAUGUUCGAUCACAGCUAAGAUCGAGAACUGUGUUGAAAUCUCCUCCAACCACGAGCACACCUCUGGCUGCCUCCCUCAGGUAUCCCUGCAGUCUGUUUAGCAUUUCUUUGUCAUCUUUAUGAUUGUACACAUUAACUAGAGUGAACAGCGCACCGUGAAGAUAGCAGAAGAGUACGAGAUACCCCCCACUAUAAUCCUCAUCGUGCAUAAGUACUCAAAAGGUACACCAUCUUUUAUCAGGAUGGCCACUCCUCUGCUAGUAGAGUCACAGAUCGUAAGAAACGAUCGCCAGCCGUCAGGCUUUUCUAAAGGAGUUUCACUUUCAGGUCCAAUGUUGGUCUCUUGCAAAAAGAAAAUGUCUGCCUUUUGCUCUUUUGAGAAACGGUCAACGCUUGGGUUUUUUUGUCUACAAAUAUUCCACGAGACAAAGCAAAGAGUUUGCUCUUUAGAUGAAGCCAUUAUUUCAGUGAAUCCUCUGUUGAGCAAGUAAACAUAAAUAUAAAUUCAUGCCUGGUCUGUAUGCAUUGUUAGAAGACAAACUUAAUCAAGGGAAAAAAGAGAUUUUACAUUGUAAUUAAAUGCUAAAUUAACACAUUAAAUUUAGAGCCAAUUGAAAGGAAUAAGUACAUUUACUAAUAAUGAAUUUCACUGAAAAUAGUUUAAUCUUACCUUUCCCACUGUACUAAUCUCUCACAGCCUGCACCGUGUACUGUGUUGUCCGUACAGUAUGUUUGCACAUGUGACUUACUGACAAUGAUGUGUGGAUGUAGAAUACAAUUGGGUAGGGCAUCAUACUUUAGUGUCUUUCCUUUCAUUUAGGUCUGUUCACAAAGCUUUAUUUCAAACACAACACACAUAAUUCAUUGUUCUAGCAGACCAGUUUCACUCCAAUUCAUGUCUGAACAUCCUACAUGCAUGCUGUGUGUAUAGUAUAGACUACUACAUUUUCUAAUCAAUAACAAGUUCAUUUCUCCUGACCAUUUGUUUUUGGAGUUAAACAGAUGUCUUUAAACAGAACAUUAGAUGUAAUGACAGUGGCUUGUAAAAAUACCAUGUUCUUUCUUCCCUCCUUCGCCUAUUUAAAUUAAAACAAUAUCAAUAAACAUUAGAAAUAGCAGGUCCGUAUUUGAUGUUCUUUAUUUUGUGCAUGCUCUUCAGUGAACUGUGCUCUGUAAGUCGUUAGGAUGACAAAAAGUUUAAAAGGUCGUUUUUAAGGUCUGCCUAAUUGGUCUUGCUGGUGUAGAAAUGACCCACUGGGGAUCCAGAUACCCAUAUAAUGGUACAAAAGCUCUCCCUUCGGCAGUUCCUAUUCAAAAGCAAUCAUUUUGAUCUCACUUCAGUGAAUAAACCGCCAUGCUAAACCAUGAGUUUUAUCACCGAGGUGCCAUGUACAUUUUUUUACAGCCCUACUGUCAGAGUAGGGCUAUUCCCUCGCUUAUAAUUUACUUUGCUACUUAAUCUACCGGUGUUCUCUGUUAUUCAUUGUUGUCUGCUCGGCAGACCCUGUGUGCUUCCCUUCAGGGUUUUGUUUUACUUUUGAUUGUUAAUAAAGAACUUGAGAUGUCAAGUGUGUGACCAGUUGAUUUCAAUCUAUUCUGUGCUACAUCCAGCACCACUAUCAUUUUAAAGUUUUACUGUAGGCCUGUAACUUAAAGAAAUUCUAGUGUUACUGUCUGACCUGCUGCACAACAUACCUAACACUGAUCCACCCUCUUAAAACACUUACCAGGAACUGAUCUCACCGCUUUCUGACGCUUUUUACAACAUCUCUAUACAAUCAGAUAGGAAUCGAAGAUCAGUGGAGAAUAAAGAUGUUUAUUUCAGAACAGAAAGGCGAUGUUUCCAUUUAAAAUUUUGUUGUUUUGCAUUUUAAAGUAAUGUUCAGAUUGCUGAAGCUCAUGCAAACGGUGAAAAUGGAUUCACUCUCUGUUGAAGAGCCUUCUUGCAGUUUGCACAGAAAGACACUCAAGCUCUUCUGUCUGGAGGACAAACAGCCGGUGUGUUUAGUGUGUAGAGAUUCAGAGACACACAACGAACACACAUUCAGACCCAUCGGGGAAGUCGUUUUAUCAUACAAGGAGGAGCUUAAAACAGUGUUGAAGUCCUUACGAAUUAAAAUUACACAAGGAGUAAAAAUGAGAGAAGAGUUUGAGAAAACGGUUCAACACGUCAAGUCUCAAGCUGAUCACACAGAGCAUCAGAUUAAACGGCAGUUUGAGGAGCUUCAUCGGUUUCUCAGAUAUGAAGAAGAAGCUACAAUCACUGCACUGAGGGAGGAAGAGGAGCAGAAGAAGAAGAUGAUGAAGGAGAAGCUGGAGGAGAUCAACAGACACAUCUCAGCUCUUUCACACACAAUUAAAGACAUGGAGGAGAUGAUGAAAGACAAUGAUGUCUGCUUUCUGAAGAAGUUUCCGGUCUCGAUGCAAAGAGUCCAGAUCUCAUCACAGCCGGAUCCACAGACACCUUCUGGAGCUUUGAUUCAUGUGCCACGAUACUUGGGCAACCUGUCCUUCAGAGUCUGGAAGAAGAUGCAGGACAUCGUCCAGAACACUCCUGUGAUUCUGGACCCAAACACGGCAAAUCCAGAUCUCAUCCUGUCUGAAGAUCUGACCAGCGUGAGAUACAGUGACAACAAACAACUUCUUCCUGAUAAUCCAGAGAGAUUUGACUAUUAUUCCUGUGUUCUGGGUUCAGAGGGUUUUAAUUCAGGAACAUUUUGCUGGGACGUAGAGGUUAAAGGGAGUUCAUCCUGGAGUCUUGGAGUCACUACAGCAUCAAACCAGAGAAAGGGACGGGAUUUCUUUAGCACUGAUGUUUGGAGUGUGUGCCAUGGAUUAUGUGAACCAUCUGGUUUUCUUAUUGACCAGGAUCUUGAUCGUGUGAGAGUGUGUCUGGACUAUGACGGAGGAACAGUGUCAUUCUCUGAUCCUGUAACUAACACACAUCUACACACAUUCACAACCUCCUUCACCGACACUGUCUUUCCAUUCUUUUGUAGUAUUUACCACCUGAGGAUCUUACCGUAUAGUUACAGUACUGUAAUAGUCCGUAAACGUUACACCUGUAGCUCUAAAUCAGUGAGAGUGCAGUGAAAUAAAAACUGCAGAGCUUAAUAACCAUGCCCUGUACAGCUUUAUUUAGUUAAUCUCAUCUGGUUAUAGCAUCUGAUCAGGCUGCGUUAUGCAUCGCCUGAUUAAGUGUCAAUCAAAUGAUCAUAAAACCUUGAUUUAAACGUGGAAUAUAUGAAAAAGGUUCUGAUUUAGAUCAAUAAAUAUUAACAUAUAAUA